This is a messenger RNA of Ilex paraguariensis (yerba mate), 570 nucleotides long. NCBI's taxonomy places the organism in Eukaryota, Viridiplantae, Streptophyta, Magnoliopsida, Aquifoliales, Aquifoliaceae. The record is from the annotation of a GenBank genome assembly.
AUGGCUCCUAAAGUUGUUGGUAAGAAACUUUUGAAAGAGAUUAAGGCAUCCAGAGAUCAGGUAAACAAAUCUUCGCAUCUCAAGAAGCCUAGGUUGUCUUCUCCAAAGUUGAAGAUAGCUAUUUCUAGUUGUCCUACACCUACCAUGAUCAUGUCGAGCUCGAAGACUCCAUCUGGUACUCCUCUAGUGCUUCCAGUUGAUUCCUCGAGAAAUAAGAUUGUUGGGGAGGUUGCUUUGGACUUUUCAAGCACAUACAAAGAGAGGCCUCCUACUCCUAAAGUCCUUUUCUUGCUCCCCAGUUCUUCCCCUGUUCCUUCGAAGCUAGCCAUUCUUUUCUCGAGUGUUUCUUAUACAACUUUACAUGAUAAGAAUUCCUGUGAGAAGGAGUUCCUUUGUCUGGUGGAGAAGAUGGAGAAGCUACAAAAUAGCUUGUUGGCUUUCCCAAGAGAGGGUCCUUCAGGAAUUGAAGGAGAAAUGGGACGUCCAGUAGAGCUUGAACUAGAUUAUCGAGAAAAUGAAUCAAUUUUUGGACAGCAAGAAGGAGGUGGAGUUGAAGCUUUCUGCCUCUAG